This is a messenger RNA of Penicillium samsonianum, 1578 nucleotides long. RefSeq names its product cytochrome P450. The record is from RefSeq and is a predicted model, not a curated record. The transcript has a single exon. Gene Ontology annotation, molecular function: heme binding; oxidoreductase activity, acting on paired donors, with incorporation or reduction of molecular oxygen; iron ion binding. The coding region runs from base 1 to 1578 and encodes 525 amino acids. Lineage: Eukaryota; Fungi; Ascomycota; Eurotiomycetes; Eurotiales; Aspergillaceae.
AUGCUGCCACAUUCGUGGAUUUUUGGACAUCUGCACCAUAUCGGCAAAACCAUGGCCAAAUAUCCCAGUGAUGUUCAUGGGCAAUAUAUGCCUCUCCUCCUUGCCAAAGACCACCCAGAAUUGGAGGUGCCUGGGCUCAUGUACAUCGAUAUCUGGCCUAUUGCGCCCCCAAUGCUGGCCGUAUUCCAUCCUGAUAUGAUGGCUGGAUUCACGCAGACCACCUCGCUUCCGAAGCAUCCGUCACUGGCGGGUGAGUUCAGGCCUCUUACGCAACUCAAUGACCUCCUCAACAUGUCGGGAGAUACAUGGAAGACGUGGCGAGGCAUUUUCAAUCCGGCAUUUUCUGUCAAGAAUAUUCUGUCACUCGUACCCGCCUUCCUUGAGGAGAUUGAUGUCUUUGUUGAUCAACUUAAGGGUGCUGCAGAAUCUGGGAAAGUUUUUAGGCUUGAAGAUAAGGCCAUUAGCUGCACGAUCGAUAUCAUCGGUCGGGCUAUCCUGUAUGCGCGCGCUUUUACUUAUCACCUACUUAAACCUUCACUAACAGCCUACCUCGAUAGUGACAUUCGUCUCCAUUGCCAAACGAGCAAGAACGAGCUACAAGAGACAUUGAAGCGACAGAUUGCCUUGAUGUGGACAAGCAAUUCCCCCGAUCAACUAGUCAUGGCUCUCAACCCACUACGCCUUUUUCGCAUGUGGAAUAACAACAGGGUCAUCAAGAAUUAUCUCCGACCACAUAUCGAACGAGGAAUACAUGAGCAUCUGAAUGGCGAAUCAACCGGACACAAGACCAUCAACUCUCUAGCCACCAAGGCUUACCUCUCCGAACAAGAUUCUUCCAAGACCAACACAGUCGAUGCGGACGAACAUUUCAUGGACAUCGCCAUUGCCCAGAUAAAGAUCUUCCUGUUCGCGGGACACGACACUACAGCGACUGCUCUCUCAUACUCCUACUACCUCCUCAACACAAGCCCAUCAGCACUAGCCUCUCUCCGUGCUGAACAUGACGCCGUGCUCGGCCCUAAUACAAGCACAGCCCGAGCCCAAAUCGCCGCCAACCCAGCCCUGCUCAACCAGCUCCCCUACACAUCGGGCGUCAUCAAAGAAACCCUGCGCCUGUUCCCACCCGUCGGCACAAUCCGCAAAGGCCAGCCAGCCUUCUACCUAACCCACCCAGAAACAGGGAAGCAGUACCCCACAGAUGGAUUCAUGUUAUUCGGACUGAGUUUCGGCGUCCAGCGAGCAGAGGAGUUCUGGCCCCGAGUCACGGAAUUCCUGCCCGAGCGCUGGCUCGCAAAAGAGGGCGAGCCGCUGCAUGUACGGAAAAACGCAUGGCGGCCCUUCGAGCAGGGCCCCCGGAACUGUAUUGGCCAGGAGCUGGCCCAGAUUGAGCUGCGAGCGAUCCUGGCGCUUACGGUGCGUGAAAUGGAUAUUGAAACUGUUUUCCCUGAUGACUCACCUGUUGUGUUUGGGGAGAAGGCGUAUCAGGUUAUGGAGGUUGGUAUGAUUACUGGGCAUCCGAAGCUUGGAAUGCCGGUUCGGAUUAAGAUGAGGGGUGAGAGUUCGGGAGGUUUCAGUUAG